AUGAUCCAGGAUCUACGAAUUGCAAAGAAUCUGAGUGACUGGAAGACUGGCGGCAGCGUCCACACGGGUUUCCUUGCCGAGUGGGAGAGCCUUCGAAGCUGCAUCGAGACUGCCCUGAAAGCAACGUGUUCGGGCAAAGAGGUGGUUGUCACAGGGCAUUCUCUAGGAGGAGCUAUCUGCACCCUGGCCAUGGUUGAUCUCGCACAACGCGGCUGGACGAUCAAGGAAGGCUACACCUUCGGCAUGCCCCGAACGGGGGACGCCACCUUCGCCGCACAUUUUGAUCAAAUGUUCUCCGGAAAGUUCUUCAGAGUCACACAUCACAUGGACCCGGUCCCGCACGUCCCCCCUCAGGACUUCGGGUUCCAGCACUUCUCCUCUGAGGUAUUCUACAAUGGAGAAGUGGGCGCCGGAUUUCGCCACUGCCCACAGGCUGAGGAUUUAAGGUGUGCCGGAAGAUACUGGGAUCUUCCAGUGGAUCUGUUCCACAUCAAUGACCACAUGGACUACAUGGGUGAACACACAGGAUCCGUCGGAUGUGAGGGCUGGCGCACUGGCCAGCCUACUAGCCAGCCUGGAGGGGGCCUUGCUGGUGCAGUGGCCACUACGUCGACGUUUAACUCGACUGUCGUGGACCCUCGCUUCACUCUGUCAGUGUAA
This is a messenger RNA of Symbiodinium natans, 660 nucleotides long. Lineage: Eukaryota; Dinophyceae; Suessiales; Symbiodiniaceae. The record is from the annotation of a GenBank genome assembly.